AUGUUUGUCUGCAAAGGACCCCUCGCCGUGCGGCCUACGCACAUUCUGCUCGUCUUCUUCAUCAUUGGGGUCUUCCUUUUCGGCGCCCAGCGAGGCGUCGUCACGCCCCCGAGCUCACCGCUGCUGAAGGAUGCAGAGGUUAACGAGGACGGGAGCGCAUCUGCCGAGGAGCUGUACCUGGCGCGUCUGGGGCGCGAGCUGGGACUGUCGCAGCAGGCGAUCUGGAGGGCCUGGAGGAUCGUUCCCAGCGAGCAGUCGGACGAGUGGCCGUCGGUGACGCAGGUGAGACUCAACUUCGAGUCGGUCUCGUCCAAGACGAUCGACAUCAACGCCCCGGACCGCAUGGACCUCUAUGCCAAGAAGAGGAUGCAGCUUCCCGUGCCCGUCAGCCCGAUGCUGGACCAGGUCGACGCCUCCGACUUCCUCUUUGGCAUCUCGACGACGGUGGCGCGCAUCGCCGACCGCGACUACGCCAUGGUCAAGGCAUGGUCGCGCUGGCUCACCGACGGCCACCACCACGCCAACGGUGCCAGCCUGGUCGUCGUGCUGGACCAGGCCCGCCCCGACGAGCUCGAGGAGAUUGACAACGUCCUGCAGGCCACCGGCAUCGACUGCUGGGUCACGUCGACCGAUGAGCCCAUGUCCAUGGCCCGCCGGUACGUCGAGCUCACCAGGAUCCUCAGAACUUUUGCCGCCAACAUGGAGAUGAAUGGCCAGGAGAAGCGCUGGUUCGGUCUCGUCGAGGACGAGGUCUUCUUCCCCAGUCUGGCGAACCUGCGUGACCGUCUCUUCGCCUACAACACCGACAGCCCUGUCUACAUCGGCGUACCUAGCGAACGGCCGGACUGGUCCGAGGGCGGGAAGGCCACCACGACCUUUGGCGGCGGCGUCGUCAUCUUCUCGCGCAGCGCCGUCUCCGUCACCGCCAGCCUGCCCUGCUUCGAGUCCGGCCAGACCAUGUCCUUCACAUCGAAGCGCUGGGAUGAGCUCCUGCAGACGUGCAUCCUCAAGAACACGGACAUGAACAUGCACGUCCUACCCGGCUUCUUCUCGCCCAACGACGAGGCCGCCGUAGCCGACACGCAGUCCGACAGCUACGAGAUGGGUCUCCAACCCCUGCUGCUCCGCCGAUACGGAGAGCGCCACCUCCUCGACGUCAACAAGGCCCACCUGGUGACCAAUGUCUGCGGCGAGGCUUGCUUCAUGCAGCGCUAUCUCUUCCGCGACAACUGGGUCCUUGUCAACGGCGUCUCCCUGAACCACUACCCCGACGGCGUGGAAGUGCACAUCCUCAGCGAAAAUCGGUACGACGAGGAUGACGACGGUGCCCAUGGAAAGGACGUCGACAGGGAGACCCCCACCUCUCACAAGAAGUCUUCGUCGCCGUCCACACCGCAGACACCCGACCGCAUAGUUAUCGACGACAACAUUGCCGAGAUCGACAGGGCGCAGAUAAUCUGGACGGGCAGGCGAGAUUCGUGGCGUCUCAUGGAUUCAGCCACAACCAAAGACGGUUCCGUAUGGCAGGCUUACGUGCGGAAAGCCGGGCGCGGAAGUGAAGAUAACAAGGACUCUGUCAUUGUCCUGAUAUGGGAGAUUCCCAAACCAGCAGCAUCAUAA
Molecule: messenger RNA, 1620 nt
Organism: Geosmithia morbida
Lineage: Eukaryota; Fungi; Ascomycota; Sordariomycetes; Hypocreales; Bionectriaceae
Exons: 1
Coding region: 1-1620 (539 amino acids)
Molecular function (GO): acetylglucosaminyltransferase activity
Source: RefSeq, a predicted model, not a curated record